This is a messenger RNA of Aethina tumida (small hive beetle), 2695 nucleotides long. RefSeq names its product extended synaptotagmin-2 (gene Esyt2). Bases 113 to 2443 code for a protein of 776 amino acids. The transcript is spliced from 19 exons. Lineage: Eukaryota; Metazoa; Arthropoda; Insecta; Coleoptera; Nitidulidae. Gene Ontology annotation, molecular function: lipid binding. The record is from RefSeq and is a predicted model, not a curated record. Gene Ontology annotation, biological process: lipid transport.
GCAAAGUAAAUGUAAGGUAAAUUAACUGAAACACACUACAGUUCAUCUCUUGUGUUGUUAGGGUUAACAACUGGAUUAAUUCGACAAGUCGUUUAUAUAAAAUUCAUUUAAAAUGAGUGCUAGCAAAGUAGAUCCUGUUGACAAAAAACAGGAUAAUAAUGGCAUUAUUAGUAUUAUAUUCAGCGCCUUAAAAAAAGUGUCAGUAGUAGGAAUAGUAUAUUUUGCUGGCUACAUGCAAUGGUCGGUCGCAUGGUUUAUCGGUCCGGUAAUAUUAUUUGUCCUGCGAGAUCAAUGGAAGAAAACCAGCGACCGACGAAGAGCCAUCGCCAAAGCCACCGCUUUGGCCAGCGAAGAAGACGUAGUUUUGGCACGUCUUAACGAUUUACCUGCUUGGGUCUUCUUCCCCGACAUUGAACGUGCUGAAUGGCUGAACAGGAUUAUCAAGCAAGUUUGGCCCAAUGUGAACCACUACGCCAGAGAAAUUGUUAGGGACUCAAUCCAGCCAGCUCUUAGGACCAACUUGGAAAAGUACAAACUUACAGGUUUUAAAUUUGAGCGCAUUAUAUUGGGCACCGUUCCUUUUAGAAUUGGUGGAGUCAAAGUUUACGACAAAAAUAUUGAUAGGAAUGAAAUUGUGAUGGAUUUAGAUAUAUUUUACGCUGGAGACUGUGACAUAACAUUUUACUUAUCUGGAAUGAAGGGUGGUAUUAGAGAUUUUCAGUUACACGGGAUGCUCAGAGUUGUGAUGAAGCCAUUAAUAACAUCAAUCCCCCUUGUUGGUGGCUUACAAGUCUUCUUCUUGAAUAAUCCAGACAUCGACUUUGAUUUAGUUGGCAUUGCUGACGUCUUAGACAUGCCUGGCUUAAGCGAUAUUCUCAGAAGAAUUGUAGUAGAAACUGUAGCCUCCAUGAUGGUGCUACCAAAUAAGUUCCCCAUCAAGUUGAGCGAAGAAGUCGAGGCCGUGGAACUCAAAGCUCCAGAACCUGAAGGAGUUCUAAGGGUGCACGUCUUUGAAGCCAAACAUCUGAUGAAAAAGGACAUAAGUGUCUUGGGUAAAGGUAAAUCAGACCCAUACGCGGUUGUCACAGUUGGAGCUCAAGAGUUUAAAACCAAAGUAAUCGACAACAGUGUGGAUCCAAAGUGGGAUUACUGGUGCGAGGGUGUAGUGUCAUCGUCAGAGGCACAAUUCGUGACGUGCUCAAUCUGGGAUUGGGAUCCAAAAAUGCCCAUAAAUUUGCAAGACGAUUAUUUGGGAAGGGCUACCAUAGAAGUCUCCAAUAUUGUUAAGAAGGGAAGUGAUGACAUGUGGAUCACUCUGGAACAAGCAAAACACGGAAUGGUGCAUUUAAGAUUUACUUGGCUAAGUCUGAGCAAGAACUAUUCUGAUCUCAAAGCUAUUAUUGCUGAAACUCAACACUUGAAGGCAACGAACCUGCACACUGCCUUAUUGACAGUUUUUGUGGACUCCUGCAAGAACUUACCACAAGCACGUGCUUCAACGAAACCCGACUCGUACGCAGUUUUAAGAGUAGGAAACAGCACCCAACAAACCGGAGUGCAGAUGAGAACCAUCCAUCCAGUUUGGGAACAAGGUUUCACCUUCCUGGUGCCAAACCCCGAGUCCCAUUCACUCUACCUAUCCAUCAUGGAUCAAAAAACCAACACAGAAAUCGGCCAGUUGACUUACAAAAUCAGUAGCUUGUCCACCAAGGAGAAUUUGGAGGUCAAGAAGGAGCCUUUCGCCCUCCUGAAGUCGGGCCCUGAAAGCAAAAUCGUCUGGUCAAUGCAUUUAAGAAUUUUGAAAGCUUCGCCAAAGCAAGCACAUGUAAUCUGUGUAUAUGUGUGUAGGUUUACUUUUGAUAUUGUUGCAGAAAUAGCAAGUAUGGAACAAAAGUCGUCUGAGCCAUCAACUCCAGCGCCAACAGCUGAAGACGAACCAGUUCCAGACUCACCAAUGUCUCAAAUGUCUGUGGCCCCUUCAUUUACUGAAAACUCUGGCGACGGUCUCUUGCACAGGACACCCAGUGUCACCUCGUCCGCCGGCGAAGCUGGAUUGGGCAGGAUCCAAUUAACCUUGAGAUACAGCUUGCAAAGGCAGAAGCUCAUUGUGGUGGUGCACAAAAUAGCGAACAUUCCCCUAAAGGACCCCUCCAGCAUCCCUGAUCCUUACGUCAAGUUGUAUAUUUUGCCAGAACGUGCCAAGGACUCCAAAAGGAAGACAUCGGUUGUCAAAGAUAAUUGUAAUCCAGUGUUUGAUGAGAGCUUCGAGUAUGUGAUAAAUCAGGCGGAACUACCCAAUAAACAAUUAGAGGUGACCGCCUGUACUCAGAAACAAUUGUUUUAUUCAAGUAGCAACGUUUUGGGACAAGUAAUCAUUGAUCUAUCGAAGCUGAAUCUCACUCAACCAUACAACGUCUGGUUUGAUCUGCAACCCGAAGAGUAAGGGUGGAAUCUACAACGAUUAAAAAAUUGUAUUUUUAUAUUAAAAUAUUACACUAUUGUUGAUGUCACUUUUAUUUCAUAUUAUUGCUGAUUGUGAGUAUUAACAACGUUUUACGCUUAUUGAUGUACUUUUAUCGUUGUUCAUGUGUUUAUAUUUAGAAUCUCGUAAUCAAAUUUUAUCAAAGAGAUUUAUAUAUGUUACAAAUAUUUUUAUUGGAAAUAUUUUAAAUAAAAUUUAUUAUAUAUACAUUGA